Nicotiana tabacum (common tobacco) is the source of this 318-nucleotide messenger RNA. NCBI's taxonomy places the organism in Eukaryota, Viridiplantae, Streptophyta, Magnoliopsida, Solanales, Solanaceae. The record is from RefSeq and is a predicted model, not a curated record.
AUGGCAAGCGAAACAACAAAGGGAGAGAUCAUUUCGCUAGUAAACAUAACCGGGACCAUACAAGGUACAAAGUUCCAUGUCAUCGAAGGUGAUAUAAGGUACAACGCACUCCUCGGGAGACCAUGGAUACAUAACAUGAGGGCAGUGCCUUCAACCCUUCACCAGAUGAUGCAAUUCCUAAUAGACAAAGGGAUAAAAACGGUCUACGGAGAGCAAUGUUCUGCAAAAGUGAUGUUUGCGAUCGAGGAGGUAGGGCCAAUUCCAGAGCCUCCGACCUCGGAGAAGUCGAGCCCUAGAGAUAAGCAGGCCGCCAAAUAG